Molecule: messenger RNA, 1495 nt
Organism: Plectropomus leopardus (leopard coralgrouper)
Lineage: Eukaryota; Metazoa; Chordata; Actinopteri; Perciformes; Serranidae
Gene: fas
Product: Fas cell surface death receptor
Biological process (GO): necroptotic signaling pathway; activation-induced cell death of T cells; negative regulation of apoptotic process
Cellular component (GO): external side of plasma membrane; CD95 death-inducing signaling complex; membrane raft
Molecular function (GO): protein binding; tumor necrosis factor receptor activity
Source: RefSeq, a predicted model, not a curated record
CACCUCCGUUCACAGUACAGCAGAGCGGUCUGAGCAGAGCUAAAAACUUCACCAGUUACAUCAGUUUGUUAAAUCUGUCAGCAUUAUGGCAGCGGAUUCAAGCAAGUUUCCUGCGUGGUUUUUCACCUAUAUUUUGCGUUUCCUGCUUGUGUCGGCCUCCUUUUGCUGUGCUGGAGGGACAGCUGCAAGUCCUCCAUGUGUAGAUGGCACUUACGAGCACGAGGGGAGGAAGUGCUGUCUCUGUGCUGCAGGUCUGUAUCUGGAGAAACACUGCACUACAAAUCUACAAUAUGGAGAAUGCAAGAUCUGUGCUGCAGGGAUGUACAGCAGUCACCCUAAUUACGCGGACUCCUGUGAGCUCUGCAAAUCCUGCUCACAACCCAAUGCCAAUCAAGAGGAGGACGAACCUUGUACCCCUGCCAGGAACACUAAGUGUCGAUGUAAAAAGGGUCACUAUUGCAACAGUGGCGCAGAAACCUGCAUAAUCUGCUAUCCGUGUAAAGAAUGUGGUGAUGAGGGCAUCAAAGAAGCCUGUACACUGACCAAUAACACCGUCUGCAAUGAAAAAACUGAUGGUGGAAAUAAGACAGGGACAAUAGUCGGCAUAAUUGUCGGCAUACUUGUACUCCUCUCACUUGUUCUUCUAGCUUUCCUUUGGAAAAAGAAAUGGUAUAGCUUUAAGAGAGAACUGGACCCAGGCAACCAGUCCAAUGGAAGAGCACAUGAUUUGGAGAUGCAGUCUCUUACAGUUGCACCUGUGGAUCUCCAGCCUCUUUUGCAUGAACUUGCAGAAGUGAUUGGAUGGAGGGAUGUGCACUAUGUAGCAACGCGCAGCCGAAUACCAAAAGGCAUCAUUGAGUCAUGUCAGCUAGACCACGGUGAUAAUCAGGACCAAACACGCAAACUACUAGAGAUCUGGGUGGAGAAGCAGGGCAGGAACGCCUCAAAGAACUUGGUGAAAAUCCUCCAAGAGGGUGGCAAAACGGGCACAGCAGAGAGGGUGAUGGAAAUAUUGUCUAGAGAGAGUUCUGCAACUUGAAUGUGUCUAUUGUGAGCAUUUUUUAAAUAUUUGCAGCACUGUCUAUUGUAUGAAUUAUCUUAAAAUAAGUUAAGAUGUUUACAUGAUAGGUUUUGAGUUUAAACACUUGUUUGAGAUUUUAUAUGUGUAUUAUGAGUCUUUAUGACUGCGUGAAAUUUUUAAGAAAAAAAUAAUUAAGGAUUAAAUUCUGGAGGACUACUGGGAUCUACAGUGGUGUCAUAAUGAAGGAAUCACUAUCAUCUGCUUACCAGUUUAUGAACUAAUAGAUUGAGAGUUUUUCUGCCACUAUUUCCUGUGUGUUUAGGGUGUAAAAGAGGUAAUAAAGAUGAUAUUAGGAACUGUAUUAUGCUUCUCUCCGUGUGUAUUUGUAAUGAUGAUAUUUUAUGUUGUUUUAGUAUUUAUGUCCUUUGUGUCACAGCAUGUAUAUUGUGCAAUAAACCGAUGAAUGUAUUAAUA